GACAAGGUUAGUUCUAUGACGAGAAUGAAUGUCCUCAUACGAUAUUGACUUGAGUAGCAGAUGAGCCUAAGAAAUGUCUUGUGAUUUGAUUAAUGUGACUGUGAGGUAACCGCCGGACCCAAAGCAUUUGGGGCUCUACACAUGGGCUACACAAAUCACGAUGGUCAUCAUUAUCAACAGCAGCCGCAUAUACAGUGACAUCAGGUCCUACGUUAUAGAAGAUUUGGAGGAUCUCAGCACCUCUAUAAUGAUUUCUGGUUCUUUUAACCCCCCUCUCCUGAAAAUCAUUCAAGAAGCCACCAGCGACAGUCCAUUGCCCACCUCUAGCUUUGUAAAUGAAAAUGACACCCAGUGUGGAAAGCAGAUCCUUAAUUAUGGGCACAUCGAAAAACUGAUAAUAGGAGCCAUCCUGUCCCUCAUCACCUUAUUGACCAUUGCAGGAAAUUGCCUAGUAGUCAUUUCUGUUUGUUUCGUAAAGAAACUUCGCCAGCCCUCAAACUAUCUGAUUGUAUCUUUGGCUUUGGCUGACUUAUCCGUGGCCAUAGCUGUCAUGCCUUUUGUCAGUGUCACCGACCUCAUUGGUGGGAAAUGGAUUUUUGGGCACGUCUUUUGUAAUGUCUUCAUAGCAAUGGAUGUGAUGUGCUGCACAGCUUCUAUAAUGACAUUAUGUGUCAUUAGCAUUGACAGGUAUCUUGGAAUAACCCGGCCUUUGACCUACCCAGUGAGGCAAAACGGGAAAUGUAUGGCCAAAAUGAUCCUGUGCGUCUGGCUCCUUUCGGCAUCAAUCACAUUGCCUCCUCUCUUCGGCUGGGCUCAGAAUGUAAAUGAUGACAAAGUUUGCUUAAUUAGUCAAGAUUUUGGCUACACCAUUUAUUCUACAGCUGUUGCCUUCUACAUCCCCAUGUCAGUCAUGCUGUUCAUGUACUACAGAAUAUUCAAAGCCGCUAAGCGGAGUGCAGCCAAACACAAGUUUACCGGGUUCCCGCGAUCAGAGGAGAGGGAGGGAAUGAUAGCAGCAAAUGGAGUAGGAAAAAUACACAAAGAAUCAGAAGACUGUACAAAUCUGUCAAAAUUGCUGAAAAAUGACAGGAAAAACAUUUCCAUUUUUAAAAGAGAACAGAAAGCGGCCACUACACUUGGAAUUAUUGUAGGGGCUUUCACUAUAUGCUGGCUACCUUUUUUUAUACUUUCAACCGCAAGACCUUUUAUCUGUGGAACAGAGUGCAGCUGUAUUCCCUUGUGGAUGGAAAGGACCUUUUUAUGGCUGGGAUAUGCAAACUCUCUGAUAAAUCCUUUCAUUUAUGCCUUUUUUAACAGAGACCUGAGGACAACCUAUCGAAAUCUGUUACAAUGCAAGUACAGAAAUAUCAACAGGAAGCUGUCAGCUGCAGGGAUGCAUGAGGCUUUGAAGCUGGCAGAAAGGCCUGAUCGUACUGUGUAA
Messenger RNA from Bufo bufo (common toad), 1441 nucleotides. RefSeq names its product 5-hydroxytryptamine receptor 7 (gene HTR7). Gene Ontology annotation, biological process: vasoconstriction; G protein-coupled receptor signaling pathway, coupled to cyclic nucleotide second messenger; circadian rhythm. Gene Ontology annotation, cellular component: dendrite; membrane. Gene Ontology annotation, molecular function: G protein-coupled serotonin receptor activity; neurotransmitter receptor activity. Lineage: Eukaryota; Metazoa; Chordata; Amphibia; Anura; Bufonidae. The record is from RefSeq and is a predicted model, not a curated record. Bases 161 to 1441 code for a protein of 426 amino acids. The transcript is spliced from 2 exons.